Molecule: messenger RNA, 3709 nt
Organism: Heterocephalus glaber (naked mole-rat)
Lineage: Eukaryota; Metazoa; Chordata; Mammalia; Rodentia; Bathyergidae
Source: RefSeq, a predicted model, not a curated record
GCUACAUCCCUGGCCCUGUGCUUCCUUUUUUCCACCCUCUUCAACAUCCAGUACUUAUGUACAGUCACUAGCACAUUUAUGAGUAGCUGACGUGCUUACUAUAUUGUUAGGUCUUGCUGGUAUUAGAAAACAAUAAUGAAUAAAAUAUUGAGACUUAGGGUUUAGAGCAGUUUAUUAGAAAAUACCACAAUUUAAUAAAGGGUAAAAUAAAGGUUUUGGUAAAGUGCUAAGAAUAUGACUGAAGGAGCAGUUACCUCGGAAGGACAUUUGAAGAUGAGCUUUGAUCCAAACCUUCUCCACAACAAUGGACAUAAUGGGUACCCCAAUGGUACUUCAGCAGCGCUUCGUGAAACUGGGGUUAUUGAAAAACUGUUAACCUCUUAUGGAUUUAUUCAGUGUUCAGAACGUCAAGCUAGACUUUUCUUCCACUGUUCACAAUACAAUGGCAACCUGCAGGACUUAAAAGUAGGAGAUGAUGUUGAAUUCGAAGUUUCAUCUGACCGGCGGACUGGCAAACCAAUUGCUAUUAAACUAGUGAAGAUAAAACCAGAAAUCCACCCUGAAGAACGAAUGAAUGGACAAGUUGUGUGCGCUGUUCCUCACAACUUAGAGAGUAAAUCUCCAGCUGCCCCCGGUCAGAGUCCAACAGGGAGUGUAUGCUACGAACGUAAUGGGGAAGUGUUUUACCUGACUUACACCCCUGAAGAUGUUGAAGGGAAUGUUCAGCUGGAAACCGGAGAUAAAAUAAAUUUUGUAAUUGAUAACAAUAAACAUACUGGUGCUGUAAGUGCUCGUAACAUUAUGCUGUUGAAAAAGAAACAAGCCCGCUGUCAGGGGGUAGUUUGUGCCAUGAAGGAGGCAUUUGGCUUUAUUGAAAGAGGCGAUGUGGUAAAAGAGAUAUUCUUCCACUACAGUGAGUUUAAAGGUGACCUGGAAACCUUGCAACCUGGAGAUGAUGUGGAAUUCACAAUCAAGGACAGAAAUGGUAAAGAAGUUGCAACAGAUGUCAGAUUAUUGCCUCAAGGAACAGUCAUUUUUGAAGAUAUCAGCAUUGAACAUUUUGAGGGAACUGUAACCAAAGUUAUCCCAAAAGUACCCAGUAAAAACCAGAAUGACCCACUGCCAGGACGAAUCAAGGUUGAUUUUGUGAUUCCUAAAGAACUUCCUUUUGGAGAUAAAGAUACAAAAUCCAAGGUGACCCUGCUGGAAGGUGACCAUGUUAGAUUUAAUAUUUCAACAGACCGACGUGACAAAUUAGAACGAGCAACCAACAUAGAAGUUCUAUCAAAUACAUUUCAGUUCACUAAUGAAGCCAGAGAAAUGGGUGUAAUCGCUGCCAUGAGAGAUGGGUUUGGUUUCAUCAAGUGUGUGGAUCGGGAUGCUCGUAUGUUCUUCCACUUCAGUGAAAUUCUGGAUGGGAACCAGCUUCAUAUUGCAGAUGAAGUAGAGUUUACUGUGGUUCCUGAUAUGCUCUCUGCCCAAAGAAAUCAUGCUAUUAGGAUUAAAAAACUUCCCAAGGGCACAGUUUCAUUCCAUUCUCAUUCAGAUCAUCGUUUUCUGGGCACUGUAGAAAAAGAAGCCACUUUUUCCAAUCCUAAAACCACUAGCCCUAACAAAGCCAAGGAGAAGGAAGCUGAGGAUGGCAUUAUUGCUUAUGAUGAUUGUGGAGUGAAACUGACUAUUGCUUUUCAAGCCAAGGAUGUGGAAGGUUCUACUUCUCCUCAGAUAGGAGAUAAGGUUGAAUUUAGUAUUAGUGACAAACAGAGGCCUGGGCAGCAAGUUGCAACCUGUGUGCGACUUUUAGGUCGUAAUUCCAAUUCCAAGAGGCUCUUGGGUUAUGUGGCAACUCUGAAAGAUAAUUUUGGAUUUAUUGAAACAGCCAAUCAUGAUAAGGAAAUUGGUGAUGUUGAUAGCCUGGAACUGGGGGACAUGGUUGAGUACAGCUUGUCCAAAGGCAAAGGCAACAAAGUCAGCGCUGAAAAAGUAAACAAAACUCACUCAGUGAAUGGUAUUACUGAGGAAGCUGAUCCUACCAUCUACUCUGGUAAAGUCAUUCGUCCUCUGAGGAGUGUUGAUCCAACACAGACUGAGUAUCAAGGAAUGAUUGAGAUUGUGGAAGAGGUUUGGCUUCAUUAACUAUGAAGUAGGAGAUAGCAAGAAGCUCUUUUUCCAUGUGAAAGAAGUUCAGGAUGGCAUUGAGCUACAGGCAGGAGACGAGGUGGAGUUCUCAGUGAUUCUUAACCAGCGCACUGGCAAGUGCAGUGCCUGUAAUGUUUGGCGAGUCUGCGAGGGCCCCAAGGCUGUUGCAGCCCCUCGACCUGAUCGGUUGGUCAAUCGCUUGAAGAACAUCACUGUGGAUGAUGCCAGUGCUCCUCGCUUAAUGGUUCUUCGUCAGCCAAGGGGACCAGAUAACUCAAUGGGAUUUGGUGCAGAAAGAAAGAUCCGUCAAGCUGGUGUCAUUGACUAACUACAUCCACAAAGCACAUCCUUAAUCCACUAUGAUCAAGCUGGGGGGAUUCUGGUGAAGGGUUCUGAAUAUCUCCCUCUUCAUCCCUCCCAAAAUCUGGAAAACUUAUUCUAUUGACCUAUUACACCAGUUUUAACACCUUCCUCGUGUUAUGUUUAAAAAAGUAAAUAAAUUUAAGAAACCAUUUUAAAAUUAUGCACAGUUGCAACCUGGAGAACUUAAGGUGGCGCCUUAUAGUAUCACUUUUAGGAGCUUUAUUUGGUGCAUUUAACGCAACUGGUAAUCGCAAAAUCCACUUUGCCUGUUUAAGUGAAAAUAGACUGUUACCUGUUGGCCCUGUGAAAUUCUGCACUGGAUGAUUUAGUGUAUACUUUACCUUCAUUACUCCUGGCAAGGUGUUCUGCCUUAGCAAUCAGUUGCAUUCUUUUUCUUUUCUUUCCAGUUCUUAUGCUUUAAUUCUGAGGACCAUAGGAGGGUAGAAUAUAUUACAUUUUUAAAAUUACAAAAAUUUGUAUAGGCAGACCAUUUUCUUAAGUUGAUGGCCAAAUGUUAAAAUGUUCUUUUUCCUAUCAUUUAUAAUCUUGUCACAAUACACUUAACUAAGUUUGGUUAGAUUUCAGUGAAAAUUAUCUUCCAGAGUAGUUUUCCCCCCUGGGAUGGGGUUAAUAACUUUACAGUUAUAUAUGUAUGGUGCAGAAUUUCAUCCAAAUGAAGUGUGCCAGGAGUGUGAUAAUUUAAUCGUAUUUAAAGAAAAAAAGACGAAUGCACAAAUUUGCUGCUGCUUAGAUCACUGCAGCUUCUAGGACCCAGUUUCUUUUACUGAUUUAAAAACAACAAAAAAAAUAAUAAUAAAAAAAAAGUUGUGCCUGAAAUGAAUCUUGUUUUUUUUAUAAGUAGCCGCCUGGUUCCUGUGUCCUGUUGAAUACAGGCGCCUGACCCUUGGUGCAGCUUUUGUUCAACUUUGUAUCACGGGAAUGGAUUGGUCUGAUUCCUUGGCCCUCAUCUUGAAUUGGCUACAUACAGGGUCCGUGGCCAGUGGACUGAAGGCUUUGUUUUAAGAUGACAAGGGUCAGCUCAGGGUAUGCGGGGGAGGGCGCUUUUAUCUUCCCCGUUUGAGGUUUUGAACUCUGGGUAAAGCGGCCAUUUAUCUUUGUAAACACAAAACAUUCUUGCUUUCUCCAGUUUUCUGUUAAUGGCGAAAGAAUGGAAGCGAAUAAAGUUUUACUGAUUUUUGAGACACUA